AUGCUUCCCAAACUCGCAAAAGCCUUUCGCAGCUCCGACGAGGACCUCGAGAAGGCUCCUCAGGUGAACAAUGCUUCCGAGGUCAACAGCGGCAAUGACAUGUUCGACAAUGCCAGCGACGGCGCCGUGCCCGGCGAAAGCUUCGAAUACGGUGACUCGCUCUACGCCAAGAUUCAACGGUUCGCUGGAAAGUUCAACAUUGAGCAGCGUGGAGUGGAACGAGUGCCAGACAGCGAACGGAAUGAUACCUCCUAUCUGAAUAUCGGCAGCAUGUGGUUCGCCGCAAACAUGGUUGUCAGCUCGUUUGCGAUCGGUGUACUUGGACAGUCUAUCUUCGCACUCGGCUUCGUGGAUGCCAUCUUGGUGUGCCUCUUCUUCAACCUCCUUGGUGUUAUGACCGUGUGCUUCUUUUCGUGCUUCGGUCCGGUCUUUGGAUUGCGCCAGAUGGUGCUUUCGAGAUUUUGGUUUGGAUGGUGGGCUGUGAAAUUCAUUGCCAUCCUCAACGUUAUUGCCUGUGUUGGAUGGUCCGCGUCCAACGCCAUCGUCGGUGCUCAGCUUCUCAACGCUGUCAAUGGCACGGUGCCUGGAUGGGCCGGUAUUUUGAUCAUCACCUUCGUCACACUAUUCAUCACAUUUGCUGGAUACAAGAUCGUUCACGUCUAUGAAUACUGGAGCUGGAUCCCGACCUGUAUUGUGUUCUUCUUUGUGCUGGGUUGCUUUGCUCACUCAGGUGACUUCUACAACAUCCCUAUGGGAGUCGGUGUUUCUGAAAUGGGCUCCUGUCUUUCCUUUGGAUCUACGGUCUACGGCUUCGCAACUGGCUGGACCAGUUACGCCGCCGACUAUACUGUGUACCAGCCCAAGUCCCAGAGCCGUCGUCUGGUCUUCUUCUCUGCAUGGCUCGGCCUGAUCAUUCCUCUGAUCUUCACUCAGUUCCUGGGUAUUGCCGUGAUGACUGCCACCACCAUCAAUGGGGGAGAUAACAAGUAUGCCACCGGUUAUGCAGCUUCGCUCAACGGCGGUCUCAUCGAUGCUGUCCUUUCCCCACUCGGCGGCUUUGGCAAGUUCUGUCUGGUCAUCCUGGCUCUGUCCAUCAUCGCCAACAACUGCCCGAACAUCUACUCGGUUUCUUUGACCCUCCAAGUCCUGCACAAGUACACCCAACGCGUGCCCCGAUUCAUCUGGACUUUCCUGGCCUCGUGUGUCUCCCUUGCCAUCGCCAUCCCUGGAUACUCCCAUUUCCAGACCGUCCUUGAAAACUUCAUGAACCUGAUCGCCUACUGGUUGGCCAUUUACUCCGCCAUUGCCAUCGCGGAUCACUUCAUCUUCCGACGUGGAUUUGCCGGUUACCGCCCUGAAGACUACGACAAGGCUGAGAAGCUGCCUCUCGGCAUCGCUGCCUCUGUCGCAUUCUGCUGCGGUGUCGCAGGUGUGGUCGUAGGUAUGAGCCAAACAUGGUGGGAGGGCCCUGUCGCUCGCCACGCUGGCGGUGGUGACGUUGGUUUCGAGCUUGGCUUUGCUUUUGCUUUCGCGACAUAUUGCGGUCUGCGUCCAAUUGAGCUUCGUCGCUUUGGUCGUUAA
Messenger RNA from Penicillium nucicola, 1581 nucleotides. RefSeq names its product cytosine permease. The transcript has 3 exons. Lineage: Eukaryota; Fungi; Ascomycota; Eurotiomycetes; Eurotiales; Aspergillaceae. Gene Ontology annotation, molecular function: transmembrane transporter activity. Gene Ontology annotation, biological process: transmembrane transport. The coding region runs from base 1 to 1581 and encodes 526 amino acids. Gene Ontology annotation, cellular component: plasma membrane; fungal-type vacuole membrane. The record is from RefSeq and is a predicted model, not a curated record.